Messenger RNA from Rhizophagus irregularis DAOM 181602=DAOM 197198, 390 nucleotides. RefSeq lists its product as uncharacterized. NCBI's taxonomy places the organism in Eukaryota, Fungi, Glomeromycota, Glomeromycetes, Glomerales, Glomeraceae. The record is from RefSeq and is a predicted model, not a curated record.
AUGCCUAAAAUGAAAAAAAUUCAUCGUCAGCAUAUUCACUGGAAAGCUGAAGAAGAUGAAAAAUUAAUAAGUUUGGUAAUAAAAUAUAAUAAAAGAAAAUGGAGAAAUAUAGCAGCAGAAAUGGGAACUCGCAAUGCUAAGCAAUGUCGUGAAAGGUAUUUCGGUCAUCUUGAUGGCAUUGAUAAGCAUCCAUUAUCAAAGGAAGAAGAAGCUUUAAUCCUCAAAUAUCGUCAAAGUGAAACUGAUAAUGGUUGGGCAAGAAUUGCUGCCAUCAUUAAUGACACAUUCAAAACUAAAAGAACAGCGAAUCAAAUAAAAAACAAUUACAAUCAACGUCUGAGGAAGCAAUUGGAAAUAUUAGAAUCUCAAAAAUUUCAUGAAAUCAUUUAA